Messenger RNA from Gadus chalcogrammus (walleye pollock), 1445 nucleotides. Its product is annotated as alanine aminotransferase 2-like. Gene Ontology annotation, biological process: biosynthetic process. Bases 97 to 1284 code for a protein of 395 amino acids. Lineage: Eukaryota; Metazoa; Chordata; Actinopteri; Gadiformes; Gadidae. The record is from RefSeq and is a predicted model, not a curated record. Gene Ontology annotation, molecular function: pyridoxal phosphate binding; L-alanine:2-oxoglutarate transaminase activity. The transcript has 10 exons.
GGAUGAAAAAGCCAUACAAUGAAGUAAUUGAUGUUUCUCGGGACAAUCCACAUGCAACAGGCAUGAAACCCAUGUCAUUUGUUCGACAGUGACAAAAUGCCCUUGGAUGUCAGAAAGAGAGCCAAGACCCUGCUUGAAUGCAUUGGUGGCAGCGUUGGUUGUUACAGUGACACGAUAGGCAUCCCUAUCAUGCGUGAUAGUGUCUCUGAUUUCCUAAGCCGUCGAGAUGAAGGAGUCCCUUCUGCCUCUGGAAACAUCUUCAUCACCCAUGGAUCCGAUCAUGGCUUUGGGCUGCUUCUAACAAUGUUGGUGCGCGGCGACCGCUCACCCCUCGUAGGGGUGCUGACUCCGGUGCCAUCACAAGAUUUUGGCAAUGCCACCCUGGCGGCGUCGGGAGCCAUCGCGGUGCCGUAUUAUCUAGACGGCCAACAGGGCUGGCGGCUGCACACAGAGGAGCUACAGAGAGCUCUGCGGUCGGCGAGGGAAGUGUGUGAUCCCAUCGCACUAUACGUCAUCAAUCCUGGAGAUCCCACAGGCCACGUUCAGAGCAGAGAAUCAAUGGAGGAGAUCAUCCGCUUCGUAUAUGAGGAGAAGCUUUUGCUAUUUGCCAAUGAGGACCACCAAGAUAUUUUGAUUGGUGAGGGUUGCAUGUUCAUAUCAUACAAGAAGGUUCUGGCUGAGAUGGGAUCUCCUUUUUCUGAUGCGGUGGAGCUGGUGUCAAUCCACUCAGCAUCCAAAGGCUUCAUGGGAGAGGGGGGUCUGCACGGUGGAUUCUUAGAGCUGGUCAACUUCGACCCUUCAGUUCAGAUAGAGUUUGACCGGCUGAUCUCCCUACUGGUCCUACCUAUCAUCGGUCAGUUGGCCCUUGAAGUGAUGUUGAACCCUCUACAACCAGGGGAGCCUUCAUACGAGCAGUAUCAAGAGGAGAUACAGCACAUCCGGGAAACACUGGUCCAUAACGUGACCAGAGCCUUUGAGGUUCUCAACAGCUUGCCAGGAAUCAGCUGUGAACAAAUAAAUGGAGGGGCCUCCAUGUUCCCCAGAUUACAUCUUCCACACAUUGCCAUUCACCAAGCCAAGGAGGAGGAACAGCUUCCGGAUUUCUUCUAUUGCUCCAGGCUGCUGGAGCAGACGGGUUUGUGCGUAUGUCCCGGUUCUGACCUUGGACUACCAGAGGGAACCUACCACAUCCGACUCUGCAUCAUGAACUCUGUGGAUACAAUGGAGGAAGUACUGAGACGUCUGGGCAAUUUUCACAAACAGUUUAUGAAGGAUUUCUCUUGAACAGAGAAUAGUGAGCGUAGAAAAGCCAAAAUGGGGAGUUUUUCUUUUAUAUUAAUGCAACAUUCGCCUUUUGAGUAUUUUGCAUCUUGAGAUUUUGUACAAAAUAACAAUGAGUGUUACACAUACUUCUGAUGUUUUAAUUUUCGACUCAAUAAAUUAUU